Molecule: messenger RNA, 843 nt
Organism: Protobothrops mucrosquamatus (brown spotted pit viper)
Lineage: Eukaryota; Metazoa; Chordata; Lepidosauria; Squamata; Viperidae
Product: ephrin type-B receptor 1-like
Exons: 3
Coding region: 1-843 (280 amino acids)
Biological process (GO): cell surface receptor protein tyrosine kinase signaling pathway; axon guidance; protein phosphorylation
Cellular component (GO): neuron projection; membrane
Molecular function (GO): protein binding; transmembrane-ephrin receptor activity; ATP binding
Source: RefSeq, a predicted model, not a curated record
AUGCAGUGGUCUUUGAGUGUCUCUGAAACACUAAUGGAUACUCGGACAGCCACAGCUGAACUUGGUUGGACAGCAAUCCCAACAUCAGGGUGGGAGGAAGUCAGUGGCUACGAUGAGAACCUCAACACAAUACGUACUUACCAAGUUUGCAACGUCUUUGAACCCAACCAGAACAAUUGGUUACUUACCACCUUCAUAAAUCGACGUGGUGCACACCGUAUUUAUACAGAAAUGCGCUUCACUGUACGGGACUGUAGCAGCCUUCCCAAUGUUCCUGGUUCCUGUAAGGAAACUUUCAACCUAUAUUACUAUGAAACAGACUCUGUUAUUGUCACCAAGAAUUCAGCUUUCUGGACAGAAGCCCCCUACCUCAAGGUGGACACUAUUGCUGCAGAUGAGAGCUUCUCUCAGGUGGACUUUGGUGGCAGGUUAAUGAAGGUGAACACAGAGGUGAGGAGCUUUGGGCCUCUCAAUCGGAAAGGCUUUUACCUGGCCUUUCAGGAUUAUGGGGCAUGCAUGUCAUUGCUAUCUGUAAGGGUCUUCUUUAAGAAAUGCCCAAGCGUGGUGCAAAAUUUUGCCAUCUUCCCAGAGACCAUGACAGGAGCAGAAAGUACUUCCUUAGUGAUUGCACGAGGUACGUGCAUUCCCAAUGCCGAGGAGGUGGAUGUGCCCAUUAAAUUAUACUGCAAUGGUGAUGGGGAAUGGAUGGUUCCCAUUGGCCGCUGUACUUGCAAGGCUGGAUAUGAGCCUGAGAACUAUGUGGCCUGUAAAGGUAAGAUGAUGAUUUGCUGUUAUCUGAUGGCCAUUGCCUUGUCAACUAAAGAGCUGAUUGGAAAUCCCUGA